CAAUUUUGCUUGCUGGAAAAAUUGUGUGACCCUGCUAGUGGGGGUUAAAUGCUAGCACAUGUUGACAUGUUAUUGAUAGAAUCGGUUCAUUCGAAUGACCCUGCUAGUGGGGGUUAUACACCAGCAAAUAGUGUGCCUGCCAAUGGGCGAAUACAUUGGAAGCGAAACCGAGGACGGGGAAACCACGAGAAGUGACAAGUUAGAAAGCUAGCCAUUUCGAGAUUGAUAUAGAUUUUAGAAAUAAAUCAUGCUUUUGUAAGAUAGAUUUUACCUUGAGAUUUUGAGCUUA
Messenger RNA from Rubroshorea leprosula, 289 nucleotides. The record is from the annotation of a GenBank genome assembly. NCBI's taxonomy places the organism in Eukaryota, Viridiplantae, Streptophyta, Magnoliopsida, Malvales, Dipterocarpaceae.